AGUGCAGCGAAUGAAACAAACCAUGAUUCGUAUACGAUUGUAUAUCAAUUAAUGUGAAAAGUCAUACCUACUCUAGAAUGUGUGUUUGUGUUUUCAUUGCAAUUUUACUUGCAUAAUUCAGUGUUUCGUAUUCGUGACUAUUCUAUAUGAUAAAACAUGGGUUUGACCACAUCUAAAUCACCUUUGGAAAGGAGGAACACAGUGAUCAAGCGAUCUCAAAGAAAAUCAAUACAUACCAUAAAAUCCAAGAUCGAUAAGCUGUUUACCGAUAUAAAAAAAUUCCGAGGUACAGAAGAAGACGACAAAUACAAGGUCCUUGUUACCGAAAUCGGUCGUUUGAAUUAUGAACUGAACAGCAAAAUCCGAGAUUUGCAACCGCAAGUACGAAACAUUCAUCAAGUAACCGUUGCUAGGUUAGAUGAAGCAGUGCAAGCCCUGCAAGCAAAAGUACUAGAAAAUCGGCAAAAACAGCAAGAGAAGAUGAAGAAGAAUCAUAACCAAGAUGAGGAGGAUCUAAACGAAAAUACUAGCAAGAGCGUCAAUGAGGAAAUCGAAGUUAACGAAGAAACAGAAGAAGGUGGGAAUCAAGCCAGCCCUGAACAAACAAACGAAUCGCAAGUCCUAGAAAACAGCACAGACAAGAGGAAGACACUUGAACUGAAAUUUGUACAAGUAAUACCAGAAAAUAGCAUCGAAGCAGAGGUACAUAACGAACAAAUGUCCCCAAACUUCAAAAGGAAUGACGAGAAAAGGAAAUCCAUCUUGAAAAUGGGCGUUCCUGUGAUGCCUGGAGCGAUGCUAGAAGAAAUAACGAAAAAAACGAACCAGAUGUCAGUACAUUACGACACAACGGUACCAGUACCAGUACCAGUACCAGCACCAGCACCAGUGCCAGUGGAAGAUUCAGACGCCUUGCUGGCGAAGCUAGGCGAUACCGUUGAAAAUCUGCAAAAAAUAGAAUACCAAAUUGCCGAUUUCGUUGGAAAAAAACACGGCACUCAAUAUAACCGUAUAAAAGACAAAUUGGUUGGUUACAUGCAUGAAGUGACGCAAAUAAGAUCGAAGGAUGACUUUGUUGUUGAUCAGGUCCAGUUGUGUACAAAUUACCUCGAGAGUUGUUUACGUUUUCUGGACGACAAGGCUGUGGAAAAUAAUAAAGAUCAACUGCAGGAUGAUGUAUUUUUACCGGAACAAAACAACAAUACGUUUGAUGCUCAAACCAAACUGCAAAAAUUGAUGAAGACGACUGCUAUUUGAUCGGGACAAUGGUGUUCACAUCAGAAAUGCCAUCUCAGUAUUGUAUUGAAUACUAUAAUUGCCAUGAAAUGAUACUUAAAUACAGGGUUUUUC
This is a messenger RNA of Phaedon cochleariae (mustard beetle), 1350 nucleotides long. NCBI's taxonomy places the organism in Eukaryota, Metazoa, Arthropoda, Insecta, Coleoptera, Chrysomelidae. The record is from the annotation of a GenBank genome assembly.